Molecule: messenger RNA, 6407 nt
Organism: Leucoraja erinaceus (little skate)
Lineage: Eukaryota; Metazoa; Chordata; Chondrichthyes; Rajiformes; Rajidae
Product: coiled-coil domain-containing protein 71-like
Exons: 1
Coding region: 292-906 (204 amino acids)
Source: RefSeq, a predicted model, not a curated record
GGACGUGACGCGUGGGAGGGGCGGACCCUGGCAACUGUUUCCGGCCGGCGCAGGGUGAAGGCCGCGAAGCCUCGGCCUCGAGUUGUUGACCGUUCCCAGGGCGGAGGCAGGCGCCCGAGCCCAGAGGCAGUAGAGACGCGUGGCCGUGCGGCCUGCGUCAGGCCCCGGUCCCAGAGCCGCGCCGCCGGCCCGAACCCCGGACUGAGUCCCAGGCUCCAGGGCCGGGCCUCAGGGCCAUCUCCAGGUGCCAAGCCCAAGGCAUAAUAUAUCCCCAGGCCCCGGCCUUGCCGGAUGGCUGCGGCCCCGGAAGGGCCGGCGGUGCAGGCCUGGUCCCGGGUGGCGGUGGUGGGUCCCCGGGCGCUGCGGGACGCGCUGGCGGUGUUGGCUCCCGAGUGCCGGGGCGACUCGCAGCGGCAGCUGCUGAACAUGGUGCAGGGGCUGCGUGACGAGGGCUGCCUGCCCACGGUGCUCCGCAGCCAGGAUGUGUACGGCUACACGUCCAGCACAUGCCAGGUGCCGCCGGCCUGCAGCGCCCACACCCGGCCCGAGCCCCGGCCCCGACACCAGAAACCGCCGGCCGACGCCAAGCUCCCACAUCGGCGAGGCUGGCUCCGGCCCCCGGCCCCGGGGGUCAGGCUGCGAGCCGUGCCGUGCCGGGUGCAGCACCGCUACCCCGAGCGCAGGACCGGGGCCCGCAGGCUGAGUCAGCAGGAGGCCGGAUCCCGGGAGUUGAACCCGGAGGAAGAGGAGGAGGAGACGGCCCGGAGGCUGCAGCUACUCCGCUCCAAGGUCAUCAAGGUGGACGAGCCGUCGUCGGACGAGGAGGUGCGCAGGAAGGCCCAGAGGAUCCUGAGGGUCAACCUGUCGCCCGUGGUGGAGAUCAAGCCCAUCACCUACCCAACAUAGCCCCCGGCUCGGCGCCACGACCUCGCCGCCACUCAGCACGCACCGGCCCUGCCUUUGAGCUGCCAUCUCUGGGACGGCAACACCUGGGCCCGCUCCUCGGUAGGGGCAGGAGCCUAUACCUACCACAUCUGGAAAGACCUGUCAUCGGGGCAAUGACUCAGGACCUGCAACAUCUGGAAACGAAUGACUUGGGAUGUGGAACAUCUGGAAAGGGGCGUAGGUGGGGUAACAUCUCUGUACCUGCAACAUCUGGGGCCACAUUUUGGGGGCAGUGAUUUUGGCCUGGAACAUCUGGAGACUUGUGUCAGUGGUGCAAGGACAAGAUCAGCAACAUCUGGACAUGUGCACCAAUGGGACAUGGAACAUCUGGAUAUGUGCACCAAUGGGUAACAGCAGAACAUGCAGCAUCUGAAAACGGGCACCAGUUAGACAAUGACUUAGGGUGUGCAACAUCUGCAUACAGAGGUCGGUUGAGCAAUGAUUCAGGCUUUGGAACAUCUGGAUACGUGCACCAGUGGAUGACAAUUAAGCACAUGUGACAUCUGGAAUUGGGCAUCAGUGGGACACAAUCAGAUGUCAUUGGUUCACGUAGCCGUACGUCUACGUGCGUUCCCCGUCUCACUCUGCCCCCAGUUAGUGCUGCUCCCUACUUUACCAGGUGGGGAACCUCUGCCCCGUCGAGCUAGUGAGAUUGUGGUCUGCCAGCCACUCUACUCCUUGCCCUGAAGGAUUCUGCAGUUUACAUUUCUGGUGCUUCAUAGAAAGUGGACAGGGUUUCAGGGGCAGCAGUGACAAAACCCUUGCCUACGUCUACAGGGCUAAAGGGCCUCCAACUGUGUAGGUAUAUUCAUACCCGGCCUCGGGAUAUGAGCCACCAUUUGGAGCCGGUAGCUGGCUUAGAAGGGGGUCUCAGGGUCAUCUCCUUAAAUAAACCUCCAGCAAUAUGGUGGAUUCAAUCCUCGGAUUUAAAGUGGAUCUUGCUUUAAACGGGGAAGACCGUUCCAGUGCUUUGAGUGCUGGCAUUACUCCACUCUGCUUGGGCGGGGGGUGCAAUUCCCAGCGAGUGCAAUAUAAAACAUGAGGUGGUACUGGGUAGUUUAGUUUCGUCCCCGGUCUCCCCGAUAGUCUCCAUUCCCCCGUGGACUGUGUGAUGAUCACAUCAGAGCAGAGUGGCUGUGAGCAUUCCUCGUAGACGUGUACAGGCUAGUACCUCUGUUGCUUUCAACACAUCUCCUUUCACCUCUUCCCUAGGACAAGUUUACAUUGAGUACCCUUGGGGCUCGGUAGUUUGUGACUCUUUGGGAAUGAUUGUUUGCUGUGCUGUGGCUCUACCUGGCAGAGUCACGUCAAGCUCUGGGGGGCAGGAAUCACCGGAUGGACUGGAGAUGAGUUUCCUGUCCAACCUGCUGUCUGUGAAGCCUUCGUGUGGGUCUCUGUCUGGGGAAGACUAGAGGGAAAACAUCCCUCUGUCACUAAAACUGUCCAGGCAAGCUGUGAUCACUGCCGCCCUGGGAGGAGUUCUGGUUUUGCAGGACAGGAUAGGGGUAACGAUUAUUUUUGGGGUUGAGGAGGUAGGACUGCAGGGGACGUUAGAUGAGCAUUGGAUAGAUCCAUCCCGUAGCGAGUGGCUGGGUUACAGACCCUGCCACAAGUGGGCACAGAUUGCCUGCCGCCGGGAGGCUGCUGCAGUCAGUACGUGUGGCCUUCCAGUCAGGGUGAGCUAAGCGGAGGGGCAACUGUCUGGCUCAUCCUCAGGGCUCCUGUACCUCGGUUCCAGCCCAUGAUACGUGGUGUGCCUGCCAGUCCCUAACGUGAAACAGCCGCCAGAUUACACCAGGCAGCCCAUUGCUUGCCGUUGGCACACUGCAUUGUCCUAUUCAAGCAGCCCUGCAUCGUCAGCCAUGUCCACUUCCUCCCCUAACAACCUUAGUCCUCGACACUCUCACUGAAUAACAGUGGCCACGUGCUCAGGUGAAAGAGGCAGCUUCCAGACAAAUACCAAAGAACCCGUGGGCUGGUAUAGACCGUAGGACAGCACAGCCACAGGCCCUUCAGCCCAUAAUGUCUGUGCCAAACACGAUGCCAAGAUCAACUCGUCUGCCUGCACGUGAUCAAUUCCCUGCAUAUCCAUGUGCCUGUCCAAAAGUCUCCUGAACUCCACUGUUGUAUAUGCUUUCACCACCACCCCUGGCAACACAUUCCAGGCACCUACCACCCUCGACAUAAAAAAAACACUUGCUCCGCACAUCUCCUAUGAAACCGGCCCCUCUCACCUUAUGGUUAUGCCCGCUAGUAUUUGACAUUUUCAUCCUGGGAAAAAGGUUCCGAAUGUCUAACCUUCAGAUAAUGGCCGAGCCUUCAAAUGCUUUCAGAUUCUGAGAAUCUAAUCUGGGCUACCUUUAAUCGCAGAAGUGUUCUUAUGCCUUAGAACAGUAUUUUAACCUAGUUACAUAAAGCCAGCUAAAACAUUUACAUAUUCCUGUUGAAAUAAGGAACAGAAACAUAGAUAACCAGAUAACCUUGCCCGCCCUUUUUGAUCCGGAUCUGGGCAGGUACCCCAGGCUGUGGUCGAGGCAGCCUAGUGUUUUGUUGAAACAAUGUACUGCAGAUGCUGAUUUACCAAGAAAAGUCACAAUGUGCUGGAGGAACUCAGCAGGUCAGGCGGCAUCUGGAAAAUGUGGAUAGGUGAUGUUUCAUGGGUCUGAAGAAGGGUCCUGAUCUGAAACGUCGCCCAUCUAUAUUCUCUAGAGAUGCUGCCUGGUCCGUUGAGUUACUCCAGCACUUGGUGUCUGUCCAGUCUGGUGCUUUGUCGUAAGCAGUGACCGUGAGGCUGACAGGAUUAUUUGCAAAAGGCCAUCAGGUCGAAGGGUCUGUUUCAGAGAGGUAAGCUACCACCACGGACCCGACUACAUCUCCAGCCUCACCACCCUCCAAGCACAGGUCUCCUCAGCCCCUCCCCUAUGUCCUUUCAACAAGAUGUCCAAACCGUUAAACCCGCUGCUGUUCACCUUCCAGUGUGGGGGGAGAACGGGCUGGUGUGGAGGAGGAACAAAUAGCCGAGUGAGUUUGUGUCAGAUUACUUAGAAUGUCGAGACUGACUCCCUGUCAUUUGCAGCGGCACAAGGUACUGCAGAUGAUUCUUUACCCAAAAAAACGCACAAAGUGCUGGAGUAACUCAUUGGGUCAGGCAGCAUCUCUGGAGAACAUGGAUAGGCGAUGAUUUGGAUCAAUCUGAAGCACGGCCCGGACCUGCAACAUCACCUAUCCAUUUCCUCCAGAGAUGUUGCCUGACCCAAUGAGUUACUCCAGCACUUUGCAUCUUAUUUUCCCCUUAUCAUUCACGCUUUGUUGACUUGUUACCCGACACAUAGUCGUACAGCUCAGAAACGGGCCUUUCGGACCAUUUUAUCCAUGCUAACCAAGAUGCCCCAUCUAAGCUAUACCUGCAUUUGGCCCAAAUAUUUCUAAAUCUUUCCGAACAAUGUACCUAACCAAAUGUCUUCUAAAUGCACCUGCCUCAACUACCUCCUCCAACAGCUUUUUCCAUAUCACUGGUGUGUGUUGGUGUUGGCCAAGUGUAGGGAAUGGUUAAGGAGCCAGAUCCUUUCAUGAGCAUUUCCCCUGGGUAUAUAUUUUACAUGAUCGGUGGGUGGAACGUUUGAUUGAUUGAAAGAUAUAGCAUGGGAAUACACCGUCCAGCCCACCGAGUCCACGCUGACCAUCCAUCAUCCGUUCACACUAGUUCUAUAUUAUUCCACUUUUUCAACCACUCCUUAUACACUAGGGGCAAUUUGCAGAGGACCAAUUAACGUACAAACCCGCAUGUCUUUGGGAUGUUGCAUGUGCAAACUCCACACACACAAACAGCACCCAAGGUCUGGAUCGAACCCGGGUCUUAGUUUAGUUUAGUGAUACAGCGUGGAAACAGGUUCCUUAGCUUAUUGAGUCCAUGCUGACCAGCGAUCACCUAUACACUAGUUCUAUCCUACACACUAGGGACAAUUUACAGAGGCCAAUUAACCUACAAACACGCAAGUCUUUGGAGUGUGGGAGGAAACCCAUGUGGUCACAGGGAGAACGUACAAACUCCGUACAGACAGCACCCAUAGUCAGGAUUGAAUCCAGAUCUCUGGUGCUGUGAGGCAGCAGUGCUACCUGCUGCGCCAUUGCAAUACCCUCCCUAAAUUCUACUGCCCUCUUUCUUCCUCAUUCCCCUCUAAUAUGCUGCUUUAUAACCUACCUCUGACUGAGCUGUAGUUCAUCCUAGUGACUGUUUCAUUGUUCAAGCUCACUCACAUUCCUGCUAAGAUCUGCUUCUGUUUGUCACAGGCAGUGGAAGUAAAUGCAAAGUAUGUGACCUGACGCCCCACGAAACACGAGGCAGAGAGGAACAGAGCAGGAAUUAGUGAGUUUAAAUAGAUUUACAAUGCAGUGUUAUAAAUGAUGAAUGCAGUGCUUGGAGUGUCUUUAGCUCAGAGUGCACUUCCUUUCAACAGCACUUUGUUGGUAUGGUUUGACAUGCCUGGUGUUGAUUGCAACGCAGGCGGCCUCUCUCGGCAAAGGUCCAGAUUUGAUGCACGAUAUAUAGAACGCAGUAUUAGAGGCGCAAGGAACUGCAGAUGCUGGAGUCUUGAGCAAAAUGCACAGUGCUGGAGGAACUCAGCGGGCCAGGCAGCCUUUGCGGAGGGAGUUUCAUUAGGUUGUGAUGCAAAGCUCCUGAUCAGUCUGAAGAAGGGUCCCACCCCGAAAUGUUGCCUGUCCAUUCCCUCCCCAGCCGAGUUCCUCCAGCAAUUUGUGUUUUGCCCAAGGCUUAUUGUGGAGGGUGUAUCUAGCUGGAAUGUCAGCGUGGCACUCGGUAGCCAUUUAAUGUGGCACCGUGCCUGAGUGUCAGUGGUGACCCUCAAAGUAAAAUACCACAACCCCCCCCCCCGCCCGUGUGUGUGUGUUCAGGCUGAGCACUGGAGUGACUGUUCAACGUAAUGCGGCAAGUCUCCGAUGAGUGGCUGUGUGACGGGUGGAACCUGUCACCACAGUAUCAUGGACACUAACGUCCCUGAAACCAACGGCCAUUCCUGGUUUCAAGGUUUUCAACUGUGUCUUCCCAUCCAUCGGUGAAAGUUUCAGCAACAAUUCGUUAAAGCCAAAGUCGGUAAUCGUGCCAAUGGUUCAACGCGCAAAAAUAUGGAUGAGGCAGUCCCCGGACAUCAGUUCUUACCUGGUUGCCCCUUGAAUACAAACUCUGAACGUUUAAAUGUGUUAAUGAAACUGAACAGGAAUUAUAUUUGUUGCAUCGCUGAGCAUUUUAGUGUCUGUAGCUGUCUGACUGUUGUAUCUGUCACUGUAUUAAUCAAGACUAGCGGUUUAAGGAAUUUAAUAAUUAUUUGUGCUUUUACAGUCUGCAAUUCAGCUGCAUUUUGAACAAAAUCACUGUGAAUUAUGAAAUAACUGCCGGCAAAUUGGAUGAGUGUUUUUAAAAAGAAAAUCUGUGCCAAUAUUUUGAA